Molecule: messenger RNA, 1305 nt
Organism: Daldinia vernicosa
Lineage: Eukaryota; Fungi; Ascomycota; Sordariomycetes; Xylariales; Hypoxylaceae
Exons: 1
Coding region: 242-1030 (262 amino acids)
Source: RefSeq, a predicted model, not a curated record
GUUAUAAGCUGAGACAAACCUUUUAAAGAUGCUUCCGGAAGUAUCACCCAUUGUGUUUCAUGAUUCGCUAGUAAUAGCAACAACGCAUUGUUUACUCUAAACCACAUAUAACAAAGAAAUGUAAAUUUAAAGUAAGCUCAACUUUUCUGCUUUGCCACUAAUUCGCGACAAUAUUAUUUCAUAAUCCGGGUCACAACCUAACGGUUAAUUAUUUGAUCAUAAAACGUCGAACAUUAAAGUAAUGUCUAUGGCGCGGAAUAUGUUUAGCGACGCCGAGGAUAUACGCAGCCGAAAAGUUGUAAUGAUCGAGCCAGACAGUGGUGCAAGAAUAGGCUCGCUAGCUAAUGACUGGAACGGGGAUCCGUCGUGGUUUUGGCCUCCGCCUUUAUAUCAAGCAUAUUGCAAACUCCAUUUCUUAAAAGAGUGUUCUUUAUAUCACUUAUGGGGAAAUGAAUACUUCAAGCUCAAUGUUGAAACGCACACACUAAAAGCAAAGAAGGCCAGCAAGUGGCCCACAGCGCCGACGCGAGUCCAGCCUUCAAGGCGAGCUCGAGAGAAGAAUUUAAAGGAUCAGUCGGGGAUGCCAAUAAGCAGACAGAGCAGUCCAUCACGCAACAGUAAGGCCGACGGGGCAUCCAAUACACUCGAUACUCGUCGCGAGCAACUUCGACUUCAUCUCUCCUGGCCGGUCUACAAGACACAACUAGAAGAUCGAAUAAAACAGGCAUUCGACGCGCUUCGGGGAAAUAAAGACGAGGGUAUCUAUAUAUCUGGGCCCGAUCGUGCCCUUGACAUCGAGCCGUGUUCAGAAUGUCGAUACUGUAGAUUCGAUCCCGUAGUUGUAGACUGCGAAGGUUCUAUACCUAGAAGAUUAGCACCGCCAGCGCCAAUGUAUUCCAUCCUUCCAGACGAUAUAAGCAAAGAGAAAAUAGGCGAAUUUGGUGGUAUAAAGUUCGCAGUCGAUCUAUUCGGCAAUCACGAGGCGAUUAUUUGGUUAGGGAUAGAGAAACUUGAAGAUCUGGUUGGAUGAGGGCGUAGUCGACGACGAUGAGAUGACUAGCUCAAAGAAGGAUCUGCGAACAUGCCGAUUAUACUUUGAACUAAUAAAUCGAAAUAUAGGAAUUCCGUAGCUGCGCUAGAUAAGAAUAGAACACGGAGGGGGUAAAAUCAUGAUACCAGGUUCGUUAUUGGGAUAUGACAUCUACUGCUUUUCUUUAGCUUACUAUGAUAUAGUAUUUGCCACAGAUAUAUAAGUUAUACCUGCGUUUCUGAGGCCGUGGCAAACCGGGCAGAUCGGGUAUGUCU